Messenger RNA from Cephus cinctus (wheat stem sawfly), 670 nucleotides. RefSeq lists its product as uncharacterized. The transcript has 2 exons. The record is from RefSeq and is a predicted model, not a curated record. The coding region runs from base 16 to 618 and encodes 200 amino acids. NCBI's taxonomy places the organism in Eukaryota, Metazoa, Arthropoda, Insecta, Hymenoptera, Cephidae.
UAAAAAUACAUAAAGAUGGAUCUUGAAAACUGUACAAAGAAUUUAGAAAAUUCCUUAGAAGUGAAACCAACAAGUAAAGAUGCUUCUAAUUGUAACUUUCAUGUCGGCGAAUUUCAAACAUUAUUAACUAAUGAACUAAACGAUAUGGAACCCACCAUGAAUCGCCUAAUUGACAAGCAUAACUGCUCAUCGGAAAUAGACAUGAAAGGAAAUGGAACGCUAAAUAUUAAUGACGGCAAACUAGACCAAAACAUGAACGUGAAUGGACCCUUAAUUGGGGUAACUGCGCCUGACGUAUUACACCCAUACUUUGUUACUGUAAAGCACAAUACGACGAAACUCCCAGUGGAACUCGAUGCUCCCAACGAAUUCACAAUUUCACGAAAACGAUCAAUUCAAGCAUUAUGCCUUGAAAUUAUACCUCUUAAACGUAAACGCUAUAUUCGUGAUACGAAUAGUUUAAGCAAUAAUUGCGAGAGGCUGUCAAAGGGAGACGCAGUCCUCAAUUUAGAAAAAAAUUUGAAUCAAUUUAAUAUAAAUGACGAUGAAGUAACAAUGACGAACAAUGAAAUGGAGAAUUUGGAAAAUCGACAAUUGAAUACAGCAUCGAAAGCUUAGAGAAGACAUCGGAUACAACUCAGCAGAAUAAAACGGAAUUAUCAAAAAGGAC